GUCAUCAACAAAACAAAUCGUCAAAUUGGGCUGCAACAGCAAUCGAUUUUUCAAAAUAAUUUUGUCUUUCACUAACCAUUAAUAGAUUAUUGAUUUCGUAUAAUAAUCGCCAUUUGUAUCGCCAUAGGAACGUAUCAAACAUGACAAAAAAGUCAAUAACACUGGAAGUCGAUCCGACUAUAAUGGAAAGAAAUAUGAGAAUAAUUACUGAAUCCCCCAUGGAAGAAGAGAUAAACAAACUUCUGGGGACAGUUGAUCCCUAUCCAUCCAAACUAGUUAAACCAACUCCAGGCUUUUGUGUUAAGACCUACACCAAACCAGACAACAAGAAAGUGUUCAUAAACAUCUGCCUUACUGAUGCCAUCCCGUGUCCGAGAGACAUCACCAACGAGGAGCUGAUGCAGAUCCUCAGCUCCGAAGACCCCUCCAGCUACCGGGUGCCAAUGAGCAUUGGUGAAGGAAGAACAGAACCCGACAAGUCUGGAUCUCCAGCCACAGUUUAUGAUGUUGCUAUAAACCCUAAAUUCUUCAAAAAGAUUGAGAAAGAUGAUCUAUUCCAAACAUUCUUCUUAACUGUGGUGUUUGAGGGUUUACAAGACAAGUACCAGUUUGAGAUAGACAUGCAGAACAAUGUGGUUCUGAAGCACAGGAAGUCUAUUGGUACGCUGCAGUCGCACCGCAUCCAGAUACGUGACGUGAAGACUUGUGAAGCCACCAUGAAGCCCCCACUGAUCGAGGAGCUUGGUGGUGGUGAUGCCGUCACUGCGGCUCCAGGGUCACCUGCCAAGAGGGAGAUUGUGUACAGACUACGCCGGGAGCCUCCCACUGGGGAGAUUGAUUACCUGCUAGCUGAAUUUAAAAUACCUGCUGCUGUGGAGCUAAAAGACCUGGUGCUGGAGGUGGGCGAGGACCGGCUGGUGCUGGACUCCCGCGGCAGGUUCGACGUGGUGGACUUCUUCCUGCCCUGCAGCGUGGACCAGGACGUCAUCGAUGCCAAGCUGAACAGGAAUAGCGAUAUGUUAAUAGUGAAAAUGCCAGUUAUUCACUAAACUACACCUUAUUAAUGUUAAUUAAGUUAAUGUUACUACACUAAUAUAGCAGAUCUUCUUACCUGUAUAGUAUAAAACACUCAAAUUAUGGAAAAGUAAGUGUUAGGAUUGAGUUUAAUCCAUAGUUCCUAAUUUUGCCGUUGGUAGAUUGUACGUUAGUACUAAUUACCGUGAAAUAAGAUUAUAUUCUAUUUCGGCUAAUGAAGGACUUUGGGCAUUCACUACAAUUUGAUUAUUACUAAAUAAAACAUUUUGAAUGUUAAAA
Molecule: messenger RNA, 1314 nt
Organism: Plutella xylostella (diamondback moth)
Lineage: Eukaryota; Metazoa; Arthropoda; Insecta; Lepidoptera; Plutellidae
Product: PIH1 domain containing 1
Biological process (GO): rRNA processing; box C/D snoRNP assembly
Cellular component (GO): ribonucleoprotein complex; cytoplasm; R2TP complex
Source: RefSeq, a predicted model, not a curated record